AUGCAGAUAGAUAACUCAUAUCCGAUGUAUCGGAGGAGAAACAAUGGAAUAAAGGUGAACGUCCGGGGAAAUAUUCUUGAUAAUAGAUGGGUGGUCCCAUAUAAUCCAAAGUUGCUAAUGAUGUUUAACUGUCACAUCAAAGUUGAGGUUUGCUCAAGUAUAAUAUAUGUGAAGUAUGUGUUCAAAUAUGUUUACAAGGGUCAUAACAAACAGGUUAUUCAUGUCGAUCCUGAUACAGAAGAGGUCAUUGUCAACGAGAUAAAAAGAUUUCAAGAUGCACGAUAUGUUUCGCCACCUGAGGCAAUUUGGAGGAUUUUUAGCUUUCCACUUUCUCAAAUCCACCCUUAUGUGAUGGCUUUGCAGGUCCAUCUUCCGAAUAAGCAGCUGGUUAGGUUCAGAGAGAAUGAUAUAAUGGCAGAUAUCGUUGAUAGAGAGAGAGACAAGAGCUCAAUGUUGACCGCAUUUUUUGAGAGGAAUAAAACAGAUAUGAAUGCGAGACAAUAUUUAUACAAAGAUUUUCCGAAACAUUACACAUGGAAUGCCAGUUCACAUCUUUACACGGUUAAUGGCAUUAUACAUCCAACAUUUCGCAAAGCAGCACUUGAGAGAGGUUUAAUAGAGAUCGACGAUAAUUUAUCGCAUUGUCUUGUCGAUGCCUCCUUAUUUCAGUUUCCCAAUGCUCUUAGACGAUUAUUCGCGACGAUCUUGAUUUAUUGUGAGCCGGGAGAUGUUCGCAAGUUAUGGGAUGAACAUUAUGAUUCACUCUCUGAAGAUUAUAGACGAGACUACGAAAAUGUUGAGGGGGUCCGAAAUAUGGUUCUUACAGACAUCGCCGUCUUUUUACAAUCUAUGGGUAAGAACCUCGAUGAUUUUGAUCUUCCAAGUUUAAAUGCAGCUGUCAAUUUAGAAUCACGAGGAUUUCGUGAGGUACAAGAGGAGUACUCUAUAAUUGUGCAAGACGAAGACUUAAAUGGUCGAAACUCUCUAAAUUCCGACCAGAAACAUGCAUUUGAUGAGAUCAUGAUGCAUGUAGAUAAUGAUUGUCCAACUGUGUUUUUUGUAGAUGGACCGGGUGGAACUGGGAAAACAUUUUUGUAUAGAGCUUUGCUAGCUAAUGUUCGUUCCCGUGGACUUAUUGCUAUCGCAACCGCUUCAUCCGGUGCUACCGCUAAUAACAUGCCGGGGGGGAGAACAGCUCACUCUCGAUUCAAGAUUCCCCUUACUCUUAGUAAUAAUUCGGUGUGCAAUAUAAAAAAAACAAAGCAGAACUGCUCAACUGCUUCGAGUCGCAAAAAUAAUCAUCUGGGAUGA
Messenger RNA from Cynara cardunculus var. scolymus (artichoke), 1311 nucleotides. RefSeq lists its product as uncharacterized. The transcript has 2 exons. Gene Ontology annotation, molecular function: DNA helicase activity. Gene Ontology annotation, biological process: telomere maintenance; DNA repair. The record is from RefSeq and is a predicted model, not a curated record. Bases 1 to 1311 code for a protein of 436 amino acids. Lineage: Eukaryota; Viridiplantae; Streptophyta; Magnoliopsida; Asterales; Asteraceae.